AUGGACAGGCCGAUGAUAUUGGACGGUGACUUCGGAGCUGAAUUGCGACACCAUUUCCAGCAAGCCCAAAAAUUUGGUAAAGCUUUCACUUUACAUGCCCUCCAGGCCGAUCUGUUCGCCGUGUACAAAACUCACUUGGCUUAUUUGCGCGCUGGCGCCCAAAUAAUAAGAACUAAUACGUAUCAAGCGUCCAUAGGAGCCCUUAAGAAACAUUUGGAUCUCGAUCCGAGUGAGUCUUUGUUAAAGAUACACGAUGCCGUGAGGAUGGCCAAACAGGCCGUGACGACAUAUGAUGAGGAGAUGGGCCGGGACCCAAGUUCCGAAGAAUAUCAAUUGGGCAGACCUUUAGUGGCUGGAUCUUGCGGCAGUUACAUGGUUUCGACUCUAGAUGAUAUAUCUGAUAAGAGCAACGUAUCUACGGAUGUCACGGGUCAGUUGUCGUCGUAUUAUCUGUUUUCGUUUCACGAAUUGCGCGUGCAAGCGUUGUUGGAGGCUGGCGUCGAUCUGUUGGCAUUCGAGUCUAUACCCAGUUUGUUCGAAGUUACUACAAUAACUAGAGUCUUAAAAAAGUAUCCGAAUGCUCGCGCUUGGAUUACGCUCUAUUGCCUGGCGGACACCAAACUGAUGGAUGGGAAUGAGUUUGAAAAAGUAGCUACAUACUGUCACGAUUCCCUGCCGAAUCAAAUUAUCGCGGUCGGUGCGGAAUGCGCAUCGCCAGAGACAAUUGUAUCCGUGAUGCGAAGCCUCAACGACCGUAGAUAUUCUAAGAUUGUAUUUCUGUUGUGUGCUCACCAACGUUAUUUACACACCAAGGUAGGCAGUGGUAAAUCUAACACGGCUCUGUCGCACAAUUACGUGCAGCAGUGGUGGGACGCCGGAAUACGUUUCAUCGGUGGUGGUACCGACACGGUUGCGAAGGAUAUAAAGAAGGUUUGCAAAAAAGUGGAGGGUUUCAACGUAGCAAAUGACAGGUUCUUCACUUCUCUCAUGUCAUUGUUGUACCAAAAUAAAGAAAAUCUGUCGAAGAUGUAA
This is a messenger RNA of Dinoponera quadriceps, 1032 nucleotides long. Its product is annotated as homocysteine S-methyltransferase-like. The record is from RefSeq and is a predicted model, not a curated record. Gene Ontology annotation, molecular function: S-adenosylmethionine-homocysteine S-methyltransferase activity. Bases 1 to 1032 code for a protein of 343 amino acids. The transcript has a single exon. NCBI's taxonomy places the organism in Eukaryota, Metazoa, Arthropoda, Insecta, Hymenoptera, Formicidae. Gene Ontology annotation, biological process: S-methylmethionine cycle.